CUCAAACCCCCACUCCACCACUCUCAAAAUCAUCAAACCCUCCUCCAUUUUUGAGAAUUUUCUUAGAUCGAAUUACUUCUUGUUAUCCAUGGCUGAAGAGACCUUAAAGGCUGCGGCAGCUUCAUCGGAGGCUCCGGCAGCGGCUGCUGAAGUUGCCGUGGUUCCAGAGGCGGAGAAGGUUGAAGCCUGUGAGAAAGAAGCUGUGAAGGAUGUCGCCGUUGAAGAAGAGAAGGAGAAGGUUACGGCGUCGAUUUCAUUCAAGGAGGAAAGUAACGUUGUGGGUGAACUUCCUGAUCCACAGAAGAAGGCUUUGGAUGAACUCAAAUUGUUGGUUCAGGAAGCUCUUAAUAAACAUGAGUUUACUGCUCCACCUCCGCCACCGCCGGUUAAGGAGGAGGAGGAGGAGAAGAAACCCUCUUCCGCCGUUGAAGGUGGAGCUACUGUUCCAACGCCGGUGGUUGAAUCUGAAUGCAAAGAAGAGGAGAAGGUUACAGCGGUGGAGCCAUCGGUGAAGGAAGUGACGGAGGUGAUUGUGAAAGCCGAAUCUUGCAUCGAUGAAGACGGAGCAAAAAAGAUCGAAGCGAUUCAAGAAACAAUAGUAGCAGUCACCAUGCCUGCUGAGCCACCAAGGACAGAAGAAACAGCACCACCACCGUGCGCGGCGGAGGAAACACCCAUCUCACCAGAAGAAAUCUCCAUCUGGGGAAUCCCAUUACUCGCCGACGAACGUAGCGACGUUAUCCUCCUGAAAUUCCUCCGAGCACGAGACUUCAAGGUGAAAGACGCCUUCGCCAUGCUCAAAAACGUGGUGGCAUGGAGAAAGGAGUUCGGGAUUGAAUCACUGCUGGAAGAAGAUCUGGGAACAGAGCAAGACAAAGUGGUUUACAUGCAUGGAGUCGACAAAGAAGGUCACCCAGUCUGCUACAACGCCUAUGGUGAGUACCAAAACAAGGAAUUAUAUCACGAAACCUUCUCCGACGAAGAAAAACGCACCAAGUUCCUCCGAUGGAGGAUUCAGUUUCUGGAGAAGAGCAUCAGAAAGCUCGAUUUUAGCCCAGAUGGGAUUUGCACAAUCGUUCAAGUCAACGAUCUCAAGAACUCUCCCGGACCUUUCAAGAGGGAGCUUCGUCAAGCCACCAAUCAAGCCCUUCAAUUGCUCCAAGACAAUUACCCUGAAUUCGUCGCCAAACAGGUGUUCAUUAACGUUCCAUGGUGGUACCUGGCUUUCUAUAAGAUGAUCAAUCCUUUCUUCACCCAAAGAACCAAGAGCAAGUUUGUGUUUGCUGGUCCUUCAAAGACUGCUGAAACCCUCUUCAAAUACAUAGCACCUGAGCUUGUUCCAGUUCAGUACGGUGGGCUUAGCAGGGAAGGCGAACAAGAAUUCACCUCAGCUGACUCGGUCACUGAAGACAUCAUCAAGCCUGCAACCAAACACACCAUCGAGUUCCCUGCUCCCGAGACUUGCACAUUGGUAUGGGAGGCCAGAGUGGUGGGCCAUGAAAUCACAUAUGGAGCCGAGUUCGUGCCUGCAACCGAAGAGGGUUACACCGUUAUCGUGCAAAAGUCUAGGAAGAUUGCAGCGACGACCGACGAGCCAGUGAUAUGUGGAAGCUUCAAAUGCGGUGAACCAGGCAAGGUGGUUCUGACCUUUGACAACCAAACCUCCAAGAAGAAGAAGGUCCUGUACAGAAGCAAGACCAAAUUGGGCUCUGACUGAUUAAGAGCCAUCAAAUCCAUCCAUCCAUCAAAUACUGAAGCAGAAGGGGGCGUUGGGGGUUCAUUUUUGGUGGGGCAAAAAAAGCACAGUUAUUAUUAAAUUUUUUAUUCAUGGAUUUAUAUAUUUUAUAUUUUAUAUUUAUAUUUUGGGAUUUGAGGAAUCUUUGGACAUGGGAUUCUUUUUGGGGAUUUGUCUGUUUGGGUUUGCAUUGCAUUACUUUACUUGCAAAUACUAUGUGCAUUGUUGGACUUUUGGACCAAGAAAAGUGAAGUAAAUUUGGAAUUUUUUAUACAAUAUAUAGAAGUGGAUGAUGCUUUUGUCUGUG
This is a messenger RNA of Cynara cardunculus var. scolymus (artichoke), 2042 nucleotides long. RefSeq names its product patellin-3-like. Bases 89 to 1717 code for a protein of 542 amino acids. Lineage: Eukaryota; Viridiplantae; Streptophyta; Magnoliopsida; Asterales; Asteraceae. Gene Ontology annotation, molecular function: lipid binding. The record is from RefSeq and is a predicted model, not a curated record. The transcript has 4 exons.